GGAGUGCUGCGCUCGGUGAGCCUGGCACCCGGAGCAGCCGCCUCCCCCUCCCCCUGACAACACCGCUAGAAACCCCUUCUCAUCCAUUCUCCGGGGCGGGGACGAGCUGGGCUGAAGUGCCCCAAGCGGGCGGGGCGGAGCCUGGAGCCCCACCGAGCGCUGCGGAGCCAACCUCACCUCCUUUCCAGGGUGCAAGUGUGAGCCACUGCCCCUUCUUGUGUUGAUGCUGAUCUGCCAUGCUAGCCUGUCUACCAGGGCCAGGUGACCUGUCCUUUCAGCUUCCUUCUCACACGCAGAUGAACACUGGACUUCAGAAAUGGGACACUACACAGAAAAUGAGAACUGCUCACUAUCCUACCCCAGCCGAAUUGGAUGCGUAUGCUAAGAAGGUCGCAAACAACCCACUGACUAUAAAAAUCUUCCCCAACAGUGUGAAGGUUCCCCAGCGGAAACACGUUCGUCGUACUGUGAACGGCCUCGACACAGCAGCCCAGCGCUACAGCCCCUACCCGACUCAGGCUGCCACCAAGGCAGGCCUGCUUGCCAUUGUCAAAGUGCCAGCCAAAAGCAUACUCAAGGACUUUGACGGCACCCGAGCCCGAUUGCUCCCUGAGGCCAUCAUGAACCCCCCAGUGGCACCCUAUGCUACUGUGGCACCCAGCACUUUAGCCCAUCCCCAGGCCCAGGCUCUGGCCCGCCAGCAGGCCCUGCAGCAUGCACAGACCCUGGCCCAUGCCCCUCCCCAGACGCUGCAGCACCCUCAGGGUAUCCCACCACCCCAGGCACUGUCCCACCCUCAGAGCCUCCAACAGCCUCAGGGUCUGGGCCACCCUCAGCCCAUGGCCCAAACCCAGGGCUUGGUUCACCCUCAGGCCCUGGCUCACCAGGGUCUCCAGCACCCCCCCAACCCCUUGCUGCAUGGAGGCCGGAAGAUGCCAGACUCAGAUGCCCCCCCAAAUGUGACCGUGUCUACCUCAACUAUUCCCCUUUCGAUGGCGGCCACCCUGCAGCACAGCCAGCCCCCGGACCUGAGCAGCAUCGUGCACCAGAUCAACCAGUUUUGCCAGACGAGGGCAGGCAUCAGCACUACCUCAGUGUGUGAGGGCCAGAUCGCCAACCCCAGCCCCAUUAGUCGCAGUCUGCUCAUCAAUGCAAGCACUCGGGUGUCGACCCACAGCGUCCCCACACCAAUGCCUUCAUGUGUGGUCAAUCCCAUGGAGCACACGCAUGCGGCCACAGCUGCAUUGCCUACCACAGGCCCUGUCAACCUGCCCACAGGCAUCUCUCGAGCCCCCACUGGCUACACUAGCGACCUCAAGCCAGUCGCCUGGAACCAGCACCAGCUGGCCCACCUACAACAGAUGUGCAGCGAGGCUGGUGGGACGCCAGCCCCUGGCCUAACAGGCAAGCAUGCAGCAGGACGCGAGUUGGCAGGGCCUGGCUUUGUGGGCAAGGCCCCUGCCUACCCGCAGGAACUCUGCCUGGCACAGUCCUUUCAUCUGAAGCCACCCCUGGAGAAGCCGACCCCAUCCCCACCAGUCAACGGCCUGGCUGCCCCACUGGCCUACCCCAAUGGUCACUAUUUCCAACCCCUGUGGAACAACAUUCUGCCCACUCCCAAUAGCGACAGCUCGGGGUCUCAGGACCUCGCCAUGCCGUUCCACAGUGGGCAGCCCACGGGUGCACCCCUCGACUGUGCAGCAGCAGCUUCUGGGGCCCACUACCGAGCAGGGACUGGGGGUGGGCCAGUGGCAAGCCAGAACAGCUUGAUGCAAACAGUGGAUUACCUAAGCGGGGAUUUCCAGCAGGCCUGCUUCCGAGAACAGAGCCUGGCCAUGCUGAGCAAGGCCCAGCGAGCCCCUGGCAGCCGAGCCCCUGAUCCCACAGAUGGUCGGAGUCUUCAUAUUCAGCACCCAGGGUAUAGAUAGGAAGCCCCGGUGUCCUCUACAAGCAACACACCAUACAUCACCCUCCUAGGUUUAGUCUUACUUUUAAAUAACUGGAUAGUUUCAAAGUUUCACUGCUCCAAUGUGAUCACUCCUAGAUGUCUGAGAAAGGGAAUUUGGUGGGAUUUAAUUGAGGACGGAAAAGGGGUCCUCUCAUCCUCCCCUCUGGCAACUUUCUGUUUUUGUGUUAGAACCUAACCACCCUGAUUUUUCUCUCUGUUCCCUGCCUGUCCCCUCACCUUGACCAUUUUGACCAACCUCCUGCCAUCUUCCCAAACCUCUCUGUCUAUUUUCCUUAGGACUGAAGUGUAGGCUAAGGGAAAGGCCCUAGGUGACAUAGCUGUAGGUACCCAGGCCCCUGAGCUAGGCCUCUCCCUGUCUCUUUGGGACUAAGAAGCCAGACUUUCCAAAUGCUCUGGAAGCGAAUUUAUUUGCCCAAAGAUCUUCAAAUCAAAAUUGACCCAGUAUUUACUUCCUCCCUGCUCCUUUCCAUUCCUCAAGGCUUUGCUUUGUAUCCACAUUGAUCCCGGAGCCUCUGCGCUGUUCCUCGCUGCGCUGGACCACAAGGGCAUCCUGCAGGUAUUUGGCCAUAGCCUUGAGACAUGGGGGGAAAGUCUGUCUUUAUAUUGACGUCUUCGUCCCUGACUCCCCUUUCCAGAUGUGGGCAAGAAGUGCAUGCCCAACUUGCUCUUGCCUUUCUCCUAACUUACCUGCUGCCCUCAUCCCCUACCCUUCCUUUCUCCCUCUAAAACAAAAAAAACAAAGAAACAAAAAAACCAAAAAAAUAAAAUAAAAAAAAAAAACAAACACAAAAACCCUACACUUACUUGAGGAAUUAGGUAGAUGAGGGAUGAUCACAUUGGAGUUUGGAAUUAAAAACACCAAAAAAAAAAAAAAAAGUUAAAAUACAUUUGGUUCUCUCUACACUGGCUAAGAAUAUUGCUCUACACUGUAAGUUUUAAAUGUCAUGUUUCUGUAUGAAUGUAGUGUGGGUUUGAGUAGCAUUGUGUAUGAGUGGCCACAGGUACAUUCGCUCUCUAGUCACCUUCCUUUGCAGCCCCUCAGUUUAAUGGAGAAAGAAGAAAAAAAAAAAAAAAACACGAAGCCUUAAGCUCUUUGAAUUUUUCCUUCACCAAAUGAGCAUGGUUCUAACAGUUGGAGGCCGGCCUCUAUUGGACACAGCCAGCCCCUCCCACCCCUGCCUGUUCUUAGCGCAUAAUCUCAUCCAUCUACUCCAUGCUCAACACGUCUCAUUCCCAGGUGGCACGUAGUUGACAAGAAAUUUAACACUUUUCUGUAACUCUAAACUUAGAUUAUGUUUUAUUGUAAAUUUUUGCACCCAUCUCUGUUAAAGAUGCACAGUUCGGCUUUUUUUUUUUUUUUUUUUUU
Lepus europaeus (European hare) is the source of this 3335-nucleotide messenger RNA. It is a transcript of the gene FAM222B, whose product is annotated as family with sequence similarity 222 member B. The transcript has 3 exons. Lineage: Eukaryota; Metazoa; Chordata; Mammalia; Lagomorpha; Leporidae. The record is from RefSeq and is a predicted model, not a curated record. Bases 237 to 1928 code for a protein of 563 amino acids.